UCUCCUCCUCCUCCUCCUGUAUGAAUAGAGUGAGCAGGAAGCAGUCUAGGAACAUUCAGCUGGAGUUGCCUGUGCUGCUUUGCUCUAAAUGCUCACAACAGAUCCUUGUCUGGGGCCAGAGGGCAGCAGGCCAUGUGCAAACACACAGACAGAGAGAUAAUGGUGCCCAGCUACUCUUAGAAACCAAGGAGAGAUUUGCUGUCUAUGUUUUUAUUGCUUGGCAUUCUCUGUCUUUGCUGAAAUAGAGCACUAGGACUUGUGUUGGCUCCUCAAUAGCUUCCAGGUUUUUGGAUCACCUCAUCCCUUUUCAUCAAACAUGGGGUGCUCCUCAUCCAGUGCACAGACUGUGGAUCAAGAGAAAAGGCCAGGUACAAAGCCAGAGGAGAGCAAUGGAGACACAGCAGGGGUCAGAAAUGGUAUCAUCGCAGAAGAUGCACAAACCAUCGAGGACCAGAUGCAGCUGCCUGUGCAGACUGCCUUACCAGAUGAUCUCCAGCCAGGAACUGAUGAUGAGGCAGAGGCCGUGUUAGUAGCCCUUGAGGCCCAGGAGGAUCUUGGCUCUGGAGAGGACCUUCUGGCUGCUGCACCACAGCCAGAACCUGCUCCUGAAGAGCCAGCUCCAGAGGCUCCAACUGCUGCUCCAGCAGAAGUCUCUACUGAAGCCGAGGCUGCUGUUGUGGCAGCGGAGGCAAUAUCCCCAGGGGAGGAAGCUGUACCUGCAGUGGCUGAGGUCAAUGAGGAGACCCCCACUGUUGGUUCUGUUGUAUUGGUGCAGACAGUGGCCCCUUUUGUUGAGGGGGUUGCUGUUGUACUCUCUGAGGCCUCCCCUGAACCCUUUACCCCUGAUGUUCAACCUGUUGUAUCUGAGCCAGCAGAGGCCCUAGUGGUGGUGGAAGAGGCAGCAACUGAGGUCGCUGAGGCCCCUGCAGAAGUGUCUGCUCCUGUGGAGGCAGAGGCUCCACCUGACAAUGCAGCAGCAGAAACUGCUUUAACAACACCAGCUAAAUCCUUAGAACCAGGUGAUAUUUCAGGACCAGCACCAACUGAGGCUGCAGCACCAGGUGAAACUGUAGAACCAGCUGAGGCUUCAGUACCUACUGAAGCUGCAGCACCAGGUGAAGCUGUAGAACCAACUGAGGCUGUGGCACCAGGUGAAGCUGUAGAACCAACUGAGGCUGCAGCACCAGCACCAACUGAGGUUGUAGCACCAGGUGAAGCUGUCGAACCAGCUGAGGCUGCAGCACCAGCACAAACUGAGGCUGCAGCACCAGCACCAACUGAGGAUGCAGCACCAGGUUCAGCUGUCGAACCAACUGAGGUUGCAGCACCAGCACCAACUGAGGCUUCAGCACCAGCACCCACUGAGGCUUCAGCACCAGCACCAACUGAGGCUGCAGCACCAGCAGAAGUGUUAGAACCAGCUGAGGCUGCAUCACCAGCACCAACUGAGGCUUCAGCACCAGCACCAGUUGAGGCUGCAUCACCAGGUGAAGCUUUAGAAGCAACUGAGGCUGCAGCACCAGGUGAAUCCUCAGCUCCUGUAGAGCCUGUAAUAGAUACUGAGAUUGCUGUGGCCACUAUUCCAGAGAUGCCUCCAUUAUCCCCUGUCACAGAUGUAGCAAACACUGAGACUGCUGCUGAAGAAGCCACAGACCCUCCUGCAGCCCUGGCUGAGGCCCCUGCUUUGGCUCCACAAGCUGAAUCUUCUACUGCUGAACCUGUCCACACAGCAGAGGCAGCAGUGCCCCCACCAGCUGUUUCAAAGCUGCCCGCAGAAGUAACGCCUGAAGCUUUACCAGUGACUGUAACCUCUGAGUCCAAGGUGGACAACGCGGCACAGGAUCCUGUGAUUGAAGCCCCCUCAGCACCAGCCCCUGUUGCUGACCCAGCACCAGAAUCUUCAUCCUCAAGAGCCACUCAAGAUACAGAGAGCAAGAAAACCAAAGAAGGUUGAGUUGGUGGAAGAAAUCAACCAAAUAAUGAAAACUCCCAAAAACCUACAUAUUCAAUGUGAACUGGAAGGAACAAAAGACAAAGCGACCAAACAAACACUACAUUUACAGGAUUGUCUCAUCAGCUCUCACCAAACCAAAUGACACCAGAUAAAUUAAUAUGGAAUGUGCCUCAACAACUCCUUUUUCCUGCUUUUGUAAAUAUGAAACCUUCAUGAUGAGUUUUCCUAGUGAGACCUGAAGUGCCUGGAGCCAAGUGUGGGCUUAUGUUUGCAAAUAAUCACAGAUUGACAUUAUGGUGCAAUACAGUGUGAAGUCUGCGAACUCUGCUUUAGCUACAGUGGCUGUAGAGAAUGAUGCUUACAUUAUUUAAAGUAACUGUUUCUGAGGAAUACAAGCCAAACAUCACUGUGAAUGAAAAUAUGCAAAGAGAUUGACGUAACACCAAAGUGUAAUGAUUUUAAAAUACCACAUUUUCAGAUUUUAACUUUUUCUGAAAUGUAAGUUUUCCUUUUGUUUUAAUUUCUGCCUUUCUAAUGAUGAUAAUUUCCUUAAUGCAAUGUCAGUACUAAAUGUUGAGUUGCAGAGUGUACAGAGUAAUAAAACUAAGCACUGGAGUCUAAUCCAUGCAUUCUUAAAAAAUCUUCUUUGAUAUCCCUUUUUAGUUUACAUUGAGAAAGCUUGAAUAAAAGUGUCGUGUAAGGAAAUAAAAAUACAAGCGUGCAUGUACAAAAUGCUGAAUAUGUAAAUGAUCCAGGUAUUGAUAUGUCAUCUUGCCUUUUGUGCAGCUGCACUAUACCUGGCAGAUGUUCAUACAAUUCUCUCAGUGUUUUGAGACCUGGCAACUCUGGUGUACUGUUUUUUUUUUUACUAUUUUUGCUCUUUAUUCAUUUUUGCUCAUAGUGAAUUAAAUGUCUCCCACAGUAAGAGAUCACUUAGUGGACAUUGUAUUCAAGUCCUGCACACUGUGGAGAAGAGUCAAGGUCUUUGUGUUUUUGAGUAUUUGAGUUGCAUAAGAUGUGAAGAACUCUUAUGGGAACAAAAAAGUCUGUUUAGAUAUUGGCUCUCUUCAUCUGUGUCUUCCUCUGUAAUGUAUUCCCUCUCUGAACUGUCUGUGAUUCUGCUAACCUCUUAGUGUACAGAAUAAAGUUUUACUUACUAA
Messenger RNA from Paralichthys olivaceus (Japanese flounder), 3114 nucleotides. RefSeq names its product skin secretory protein xP2-like. The record is from RefSeq and is a predicted model, not a curated record. NCBI's taxonomy places the organism in Eukaryota, Metazoa, Chordata, Actinopteri, Pleuronectiformes, Paralichthyidae.